AUCAUCAUCUCCAUUCCCAUUAACAUCGCGCAUACAUCGUUGCUUGUUCGACCAGUUGUGAGCAGUAGAAAGAGUUCCGUCCGCCAAUGUCCGAAACACAAGGUUCACAACCGUCGGUGUCCGUGGAACCUGAGAAGCCAAGUGGUUGGUGCUUCGUGUGCAUCGGCGGUUGUCUGCUCAUCGUUGCUGUAGUAGUUGCUUGCUCUGGAUACAUUGCUCACUACCUCAGACCACCGUCCAACAACACAGAAACUGUCAACGACGAACUGGGAAUUUACGCGAACCACAAAAUCAACGAAAAUAACCAUAACGAAAAUGGGACCAUCUGCGUUGGACGCCCGGCAGACAGUCCAGCGUGUAAGGCAGGUGCGCAGCUGGUCGCAUGUAACUCGAGCAACAUGAAUUACGCCUUCUACAGCAGCCCCAAGGCCGGCCACUGCAUUGUCCACUGGGUGUUGAAUCCUGGUUGCCUUCAAGGAAGCAACCGCUUUUCAAGUAUUGCGGAAUGUGAAGCCAGUUGUAUAAGCAAGAAUGAGAGCCGAUGUCUGGCGCCUGUAUAUUCCAGUCCGUGCAAGGAGAGUGAAAUCACGGCGAGGCAACAUUCGUAUUUCUACAGCUCAGAAGGGAACUGCACCAAGUCCAGCGGCGCUUCCUGCCUUGACGGUGUAAACAGGUUUAGCACAGCUCAAAUGUGUUUGGACCGAUGCGCCAAAGGUGACCCAGCCUGUCGUACGCCAAUGAUAAACCGGCAGUGCACCUAUGAUGAGAAACAAUUCAAGGCAUAUUUCGACGCGGAGCGCAACUCCUGCUUCUAUUGGACCGUCGCUUGCCUGGAAGGGCAGAACAGACACACUUCGGCUGGAGAGUGCACGAGAGCAUGCUUCUCCGACGUUUUCUUGUUGUUCGGAUCAGCCCUCCUUGGAUGACAAAAGUUUAAAUAUCACGCUUGAAUAUAUCAAAUCCCGUACAUUAAACAACGGAUAAUAAAUUAAACGACUAUA
Ornithodoros turicata is the source of this 1001-nucleotide messenger RNA. RefSeq names its product papilin-like. Lineage: Eukaryota; Metazoa; Arthropoda; Arachnida; Ixodida; Argasidae. Gene Ontology annotation, molecular function: serine-type endopeptidase inhibitor activity. Bases 87 to 926 code for a protein of 279 amino acids. The transcript is spliced from 8 exons. The record is from RefSeq and is a predicted model, not a curated record.